AAAAGUAAAAUCGGUUUCGUUGGUUACAAACGCACCAGGCUCAUAUACGACUUAAAGAUGUCCGACGAAGAGGGAUUUGAUCAGUUUAAGUCGUUUGAUAUUACGGACAAAACCUAUCGUCGUUUAACUGUAAACGGCGUUUACCGCGCAGUAUUUGAGGGGAAUCUUCCUGAGGUGCAACAAGGAAUCGAAAAGGGACAUCGUAUAAAUGAAAGACUGCCUCGUAGCCAGUUCUCUCUUCUACAUUUAGCAAUUAUGAGACAAUAUCGAAAUAUUGGAAUACUUGCUGUCGAGGGAAGGCGUAUUCGUGAACAUUAAGUGCUAUGACGACAGAACACCUCUUAUACUAGCAGCCGAAUUGGGCCGUUUUGAAUCAGCGGAGAGACUCGUUCAAGCUGGAGCCGAUUUGGACGUCUACAACGACAAUUCCUACCCCCUUCUGCACAUGUCGCAGGGGUCUCCGAAAAUCUGCCAGCUCUUCAUACGACACGGCGCUGAUAUCGAUAUCACUAACGACUUUGGGGGCACGUUGUUGCACGAAGCGGUGUGCAAUAAACGUCUAGAAAUAAUGCACAUGCUGCUGUACUACAACGCCGAUUCCAACAUUGUGGACUUGUACGGCCGUACCCCUUUCAUGGAGGCGCUCGCGUGUCGUAAUCUCGAAGCCCAGGAGGCUUUGCUAGAGUACGUGGACGACUUCAACAGAACCAGCUACGGCGGCAAAAAGUACGGUUCGACUUUGAACUUGGCUCUUUGUACCAACUCACCGUUUACUAAAGACAUAAUAGAACGUGGCGCUGACGUCAAUUACGGUGACGAUCCGAGGGACACGAGCGCGUUUUCUGCUUGUUUACAGAACUCUGUGGAUCCGUCUACGUUUAAGAUGGUGUGGGAGAGGCUCCGUUACAACGAAGCCAAGAUCGAUUUCUUCCGUUUGUUGAACUAUAGGGAAGUGGUGCCGACGUUUCUCCAAGUUAUAAUCGAGAGUGAUAAUUUUGAAUUAGCCACGAAGUUUUUGUGCACGAAUUCAUUUAGGGUGUUCGUCUUUGUAUUCGCUUCGCGGAAAUACGCGCUCGAACAGCUGACAGCUCUUACGUGUCGUUUGAUAGAGUACGGGUUUCACGCCAGUAGUUACGAUAUCGACGCGAUAUUCUCCCGCUACGGGUACUGCGAACUGUUCAGACUACUGUUGUAUAUGGAUAACGACUUCACGCGAGGUUGGCUACCUCAUAUGGCCCUUGUAAGGUUAAUGUUAGAUAUCGACUACGACUUAGAGAGCGCCGUCGACGAAGCGGACGAUAUUCCUAGGAAGAACGUGGUGCAGUUGUUGGAGUAUUCUAUUUGUCCCCGCUUAAUCGAUGCUCUGACGGUAAAAUAUAGCGACGAUGAAGGAAUGAUGGCUAUUUUAGGUGAAUUACCGAGAGUGCGUUCGUUGCUGGAAUUGGCUAGGAACGCAGCCAGGAUACACGUCUGGCGAGCGUUUAAAAUCACGGACAACUGCCAGUUUUACACCACAAUCGACCACUUGGACAUGCCUACUUUGUACAAGAACAUUUUAACGUUUAGAAAAAAGAUAUACAGGGUUGUACAGUAAAAUCCAACGCUAACGAGACAUUCUGUAUAUUAAUGCAACUUGAUUUACAUGACAUUAUUUUUAUAAAAUAUUUAUACACGUUGAAUAUAUUUUUUAAUUUA
Molecule: messenger RNA, 1695 nt
Organism: Anoplophora glabripennis (Asian longhorned beetle)
Lineage: Eukaryota; Metazoa; Arthropoda; Insecta; Coleoptera; Cerambycidae
Exons: 3
Coding region: 446-1594 (382 amino acids)
Molecular function (GO): protein binding
Source: RefSeq, a predicted model, not a curated record